Messenger RNA from Ooceraea biroi (clonal raider ant), 5733 nucleotides. Its product is annotated as LHFPL tetraspan subfamily member 6 protein. NCBI's taxonomy places the organism in Eukaryota, Metazoa, Arthropoda, Insecta, Hymenoptera, Formicidae. Gene Ontology annotation, cellular component: membrane. The record is from RefSeq and is a predicted model, not a curated record.
AAUUACUAUCUCACGCGUAACAGACAAAAAUAGUUGAAAGGUCUGUUGCAUCAAUCGAUAUGUCAUGAUAUUAUUAACGAGCGGUGGUACUAGGGCGCGUGUAGAGUAUAAGCCCUCAAUUAUUUUGGCCUAGCGUAUGACAACUGAAGCGUCCAGUCCUUCAUCCCUAAACUGAUACGCCGGGGACUCUGUUAGGAUCCGUCCGUUACUCUAUCGAUUGGGUACUAAAAAAAACAUGAUUAAUGCCAAUGUAGCAGCGAGAGAAGGAUGAACUCCGUCAUCGCGGUAACCUGCACGAAAAAUGGGCGAUAAAAGACAAUUCUCUCGGAUCACAUCAUGUGCUUUUUGGUUGACCACAUAUUGUAUUUAUCAUGCCGGAAACUCCUGACAAUGACGAUUACCAGAGCGUGUUUGCCAUGAGUAUUUGAUCUCCAUUAACAAAGGGUCUGUUUGACAGUGAUUCAUACACGUGUACGUAGCGCACACGGACACGCACACACGUACGCGUGCAUCUCCCGUGUAUGCUCGCCAGAUGUCCGAGUGCGGGAUGCUGCGUCGCGGCGCUCUGUCCUCCCACACAGUGCGGUCACGGGGUGGCGCGGAGCAGUGCGACGUGGGGCGAUCUGGCGCGGAGGGAGACGAGAAGAGAGGAGGAAUGCGCCGAGAGUGGAGAACGGAACCGUUCAGUCGCAGCCACGAAGCGGCGCCGUGCGCGACUGAUGACGACGACGGCGACGACGACGCCGACGCCGACGCCGACGCCGACGUCGAACACUCGCGCACACUUCUUUUGCUCUCGUCCGCGUCGCGUCGGCCGUCUCGUCUCUGUUCAUCCGAACUCGGUGAACACGUUCGUCCAAGUCGAGUUGAAAUUCAAUUUCAACCGGGAGCACCGUUGGCCAUCCGAAGCCGGACGACCGCGCGAUUUUCCGUAUUUUCACCUCGCAAUUUCACCGUGAGAUCUUCCGCGUCGGGAGUGCAGUGCCUGUCUCCGAAACGGACCGUCUUGGAUGGUACGACGUGUGAAUGCUUUAUUGAGUUCUCGCCGAGAGCGAGAGCGCAGCGUGGGUAGCGAGCAACGGUGGUGGUCGAGUCUAUAAUUAACCGGGGACGACGCGUUUGGCAACUGAACGAAGCACGAUCCUUGCGAGAAGCAGCUGCAACGUUUGGGGACGACUCUCGAUAUGAAACCAUCUCUCGAUAAAUGAACAAUGACAUACGAAAAAGUGAGGGAUGCAGUUGGCAGUUACGGACUCGUCGUUGGACAUGUUUCAACAACCUCCCGCUGAUCUCUCGAUCGAUCAGCUAGGAUCAAUGAUCGAUACGAUGUAGUAACUUAGGAGAGCAAUCUUCGGGAUACCUGCCAGAGGAUUACCUCGACGAACGACGUAAAUUCCACCGAAUAACAAAUUUUUCAUAAUAAACUAUCCUUGUCGGCACUGUGACGGUAUAAAGUGAAGUAGAUCGAGCGUGAAAUUUAUAUACAAUGAGUGAAUUGUGCAAACUUUUGGAAGAAUAACUCUGUCGUUAAUUUCCCCGGACACAAGUACGCGAAAAUCCCCUCAGCCUCUCGCUUCGUCAUUAUCCGAUAUCGAUUCCCCGGAGUCUCAUCGCGCGGUAAGAAUUAGAAAUAACCGCGAGGCUUAGUCAAAGGAGCGUCCGGGUGAUACGCCUCAGUCACGUUUCACGAGUGUUGCGAUCUCGCGGAAGCUGAAUUAACGGUGACGCUACACCGGGAAGCGACACAGAGGACUCGGGGAUGAUUGAAGCGCUCGAGAAUUUAAACUCGGGGAGAAUGCGUCGCAGGCAUGCCCUGAUCCGCGAUUAGGACGUCGAUCGAUCGCGAAAUUAACGCCCCACGAGCAUCAAACGAGCCACGACGGAACUAUCAAUACCCUAAUAAACGUCAUUCGCACGAUCGAUGGGGUGCCUUUUGUCAGCCAUGACGUAAAGAGAGCGCGAUUUAACGGGAGAGUGCGACAGGUUCAACGUUCGCCGGAAGAGUCGCUGUCGCGGACCCUCGUUGCAUGGUCUCCCAUACGUCUCCCGUACGCCUCGAGUGCGGGUGCGUCGAAAUUCGCGGUCGCGGCAUCCUAGUACCGUUUACGCACGAAUGGAAGAUGAACAGCCGUGCGUGAGGGUGAGAGGGGGACGCUUUUAAGCCGAUGAGAUGACAGUGCUGUGUGCGUUGUGGGCUACUCUGUCCACCGUAGCCUCGAUCCUGGCGUGUUCCGGUUUUUAUUUGCCUUACUGGAUACAGGGACGACUACUGGGGAAAGCAGACGCGUAUUUCAGUUCCUUUCGGCGUUGCAACUACCCGCGAAUCAGGGCUCCUAACACCACGCCCGAGAUAGUUUACGAGUGCGCGAGAUACUCCAGUUUUUGGGACAUACCGAGUGCCUGGUGGCAGGCGAGUACCGUCACGAUGGGAAUCGGCGUCGCGAUCGCAGUGAUUGGGGCCCUUACGCUUCUGGCAGCGGCAUCCUCAUUCCUGCCACACAUUCUUAAGACGCCGAAACACACGAGGAUUCUUGGUUCCUUGCAGUUGCUCGCUGCGAUGAUAUGCGGCGGUCUAAUAAUGUACCCGAUAGGCUGGGAUAAUCGGGAGGUACGGGAGUCCUGUGGGAAAGGGGCCAACGUUUACAAUCUCGGGAAGUGCUCGGUGUCCUGGUCGAGUCACUUGCUGGUCGGCUCAGUGGCAUUGCUGAUGCUGUGCUUUGGCCUGAGCUUCUGCGCGGCGCGGCACAAGCCGACGAACUCGCACACGGAUCCCUUGCGCAUUUGACAAUCAAGAUAUUCUCAGUCGAUUCACGCCUAUGCCUCGCCGAAGACGACCACGACGCUCUCCAUCGUGACGGUCUGUUGAUCGUGUUGCCUGUUGCGUGCCAUGCGCCGUGCGACAAUCACAACCUGAGCUGUGGAUGCAAGAAUAUUGACGGAGCCGUACUAAUUCGUCUUCGUGAAGAGCGACACGCUCUUUGAUUAGCUUCUGCCUGUGAUCGAACAGCGUAAAGCUUUCCCGCUAAUUUGACACUUUGGAUGCGCGAUCCAAUAAUGAGGGAUAUUAGUCGACGCUGUUUCCUGAGCAUCUAACCGAUCCACGCGAGAUUGUAAUUAAUCCUAUUGAAUUGUCGAUGGCUCAUAAGACGAUUAUCAUUGUUGGUAAUAAAGAAUUUAUUAAUCGAUCGAUGAUUAUUCACCGUGCGCUUACAAGAUCUAAAAAAAUAAUUUUCUGUUAAUAUUUUAUAGGAAAGAUUAUUAUUCAUAUAAAUCCAGCACUAGAUUUGACUUUGUUAUAUGCAUAUUAUACCGAAAUAUAAAAGUUUAUUUAUUUAUCUUUAUUAGUUUAAAAGAUAUAACAUAUUGAAAUUUUUGUGAAGUUGUGGAAAUCAUUUAUGAAGAUGAAAGAUAUGAAUAAAAUAGAGAGAUUAUUACAAAUUUUGACUUUAUUAUAUUAUUCUAUGAAUAAUAGUGAUAAAGAAGAUAUUGACAUCAUCCGAAAUCGAUUUGAUUUCUUUUCAAAUGUGUUGUUAAAUAUAAAACUUUAAAAAACAUGUAUCUUUUUAUAUGUAUUUUUAAAUUUAAAAAAUGAAACAAUUUCUGAAAACUGAUAGGGCAUAUCUAGUUUUGAAUAUAUAGUAAUUGUUCGUUUUAACUGGCAUCCAAAUAAAAGUCUUUUUCACUGAUGCGAAAUAUAUAAAAACACGAUAAACAUGAUAAAUAACACGUAAAAAUAUGUGAACAAAUUUCGAAUACUUAUACUAUGGAGCGAAAUCUCAGUGUUGAAUUUAUAUGAUGAAUUUAUCAAUAUGACCUUGCUAUGGUAUAAUAUAAUAUAUUGCAGCUAUAAGCUUCCUGAGUUUUUUUAUCUUUUUCAUACAAUCUGUGACACAUCUGAAAGUAUACGAAAUGCAAGAAAAUAAAUUAAAUAAAGAGCGAAUAUUUGAAAAGAAGAAAAUAUCUUUGAAAAGAGCUGUUUUUCCUUUUUUGUUAUACUUGUUGUAUGAUACAUGGUCAAUAAUAUCCGAGCGGUUCUUAUUUGAAAUCAAGACGACGCAAAUUACGACAGUGUAUGUUUAUCGUACUUCCUAACUGUUACUAUGUACAUUUUCCAUCUUUAACAUAUUCAUCGUCGUGACGAUCAUUGAUGGCAUUGAGCUUCCUGGUGACUGAUACACAAUGAAUAUAUUAAAACACAUGAAUGAUAUUAUAACACGUAAUUAGUUGCAUUUGCAAGAUAAUAUAUACUUUCAUAAUAUUAAAUAAGCUUAACAGACAAAGUGCAUUUAUAAACAAUUUGAUAUUUUUAUUUAUUAAAAUUAUGGAAAUUAUAAAAGGAUGUAUUACAAUAAAUCUUAAUAAUCCAAUUAGUGUGAACGAAAAGUUAGCUAAAUUACGUUCGGCGGUGAAUGUGUUAAUCAUCAAACCAAAUUAGUUACUGAAUAUUAAUCAUUUUAACGUAUUGUCGCCUACUGUAACUUCAUGUUGAAAAAUUAAGGACCAUGUUAAUUCAAUCAUAAUUUUACGUAUAUCGUAAAAACUCACGUGUAAAUACGGAUUCUUGAAGAGACCAUUUACAUCCACCUGUUACAUCCACCAUUCUGUACAAAAACGUAUGCGAGUAGACAAGCACCAUAGCAUUAUCAAGCUGUUUUACGAUAUUCACCAAGAAGCGAAAUCUAUAAAAUAAUAUUCUUCAAUAUUAAUAUCGAUACAUGCUUGAUUUAGAAUCUUAUCAAAAAGAUUAAGUACUGCAUAGUCGAACAAUGUAAACUUUAUAAAAACUUUUUAUUUGCAGAAAACUUAAUUUCCUGUCUAAAUAUUCAUUGAGUUUUAUAACGUGCUUCAUGUUGCAAAAUCUUGUCAUAUUGCUACAAUUGAUAUGUUCCACCAUCAAUGACUAUGACAAUUGUUCUCUCAAUGUGUAUAAAUAUACUGCCGAAAUGCAAUAACAAUAUUUCUCUAAUAGUGGUAUAUUAAACGGAUGUGCCUCAAAAAGGACUUUCGUAUACAUAUUGAUAUACACAUUUGUUUUUAAAAAUGCGUAUUUAUUAAUAUAAUUUUCUAAUAGCAUUACAGUAACAGUAUCCGAAAACUUUUUAGCAAAGUUUUUCCAAAUUCGAAAUCCAUAAACAUCUAAUGUUCUAGAAGUUUUUGACCCAACUGCAAUGUUAACUUUAUAAUCUUUUCUUUUUAAUUUUGGUUUUAUCAAUGAAACUUGUCAUGCAAUUCUUCUAAUAAUGUAUCGCAACGUCACAUGUGUGUUGCGCAGAGUUAAAUAUUCUAGAACAAAAGUAAUAAUCGAUAUUGGUGCCCACAUCAACUACAUUCGCAGUAGUAAAUGUAUAUAGAAUAUUUGAAAUUCGUAAUCUAUACGUGCCAGAUGUAAAGAAUGGUGACGGGGGCGUGCGUCUAAUUAGAACUCAUGUAAAUAGAAAUAUGCACGUGCAUUCAACAUGAAGGUAAAUAAAAGAUGUUUGAUAUGUAAUCCGACACUCAAUUAACAAUGUCAUCUGAAAAUUUUUGUUCUCGUAAUUGCAAAAGUCAGGCAUAUGGUGCGUGACAUGUAAUUUACGAUGCAGAAAACAUGUUAUUAUGGUCCUUCGUACUGUCAUCUCCACGACCGUUUCCUUGUAAACGACAAUUAUGUACAUAAUAUUAUACGUAUUCAUCUGAUGUAAAUGUUACGUAUUAAUAUAUUUUAUAAUAAAAACGAAAUCAAUAACACAAAAA